Fusarium pseudograminearum CS3096 is the source of this 669-nucleotide messenger RNA. RefSeq lists its product as uncharacterized. The transcript has a single exon. The coding region runs from base 1 to 669 and encodes 222 amino acids. The record is from RefSeq and is a predicted model, not a curated record. Lineage: Eukaryota; Fungi; Ascomycota; Sordariomycetes; Hypocreales; Nectriaceae.
AUGGAGGACCCAGUGACGCUCCGGUGCAGCGACUCCGAGGACAAGUCAUGGCAGCUUGAGCGACGCCAGGCAUGCUCAGUGUCGCCUUAUCUGGCUCGAAUUUUCAACCCAGAGAGCACUCAUGAAGCCGUCAUAUCUAAUACCAAACAUGAAGUCUUGGAGCUGUUCUGUGACUGGGCCAAGAACCCUACCACCCUCGUCGAUUCAAACGACAAUUCUCACAUGCAAGAACCGUGGCUAUCGAACACAGCAGCAGCGUGGCUACUGGGAGAAAGGUUGAAAGCUGAAGACUUCAAGAAGUACUGCAUGAGCGUGUUCAUAAAGAACUGCGCUUUCUCUCCAUUUGGGCCAUGGAAGGAGAUCGAGACUUACGCUAGGGAUGAGUCUCCCCUUGCACGCUUCAGCAAUCACUGGAUCGCGUGGAAUAUCAGCCUAUUAGAGCAUGUACCGCUAGAGUAUGCAGGGCUCAAGGCUGUAGACCUGGCCAAGUCUGUGACCCAAUAUACGGGAGACCCAAGAGAUCUUGAUAAAGGGCACUGGUACUCAAGUUGUGGCGAUCAGAUCGGCCUUUUGUGCAAGCAUCAUCCGAUUGCUAAACAGAAAACGGUGGACGAGACACAGACUUCGCAAGGACUUUCGGCGAUCAAUGGCGAACUAGACACGAAGUAA